CAUAGACAAAAUAGAUUUGUGGACUAUUAUGUAAAUGUACGAACAAAGUUGUAAACUUAUAUCCACUUCUCCAAUAGUCUGCGACUGUCUGUGAGCAAAAGCAAAAUGAGUAUGUUAAAGAUCGUCUAGAAGGGUUUGUUACAUUACUAGCCGCUCUCUAACUCGCGAUCAUCUCCAUGGUAACGGAUGUAAUUGUAAACAAAGUCCCUUUCCUGCUCGGGACAUCAUAAAAGAGCACACAGUUGAUCAGACCACAGACAGAUGCCGAUCAAAAAGGGGAAGAAGGGAAAAGGAAAAGGAAAGAAAGAUGGCAAGCAAGAGUCAAAAAGGGAUAAAGAGUCUGAUAUCGAGAGGGCUAAAGCAAACGCGGCUCUAUGGGAGGCCAGGUGUGAUAUGACAGAAACUUCCCGCAUUGAGUAUCACGAAACAGCGGGCAGACUGGCCAAAGCCAACGAACACCUUACUGAUCUACAACACAAAACUGAGAAGAAAACCAUUGACAUCAUUGCUGUUCUGAGGGAAAAAGACGUCGAAAAUGAGGAGAAGAUUGCAGCAUUGGAACAGAGAAUUCAGAUUGAGAAAACAAGAUCUUCUCAAGAGAAAGAUAGUUUAAUCACUGAUUUUACUCUGAGGAUUGGUAAACUGGAGGAGAAGUUUGAAAAGAGAUCUAGUGAGUUUAGAAUUAUUCAAGAGGAGCUCAGGAUCAUUAAUGACUUCCUUGAGAAGAAGCCACAAAUGGAGCAAGAACUUAGAAAUAUGAAAGAAAGUUUGGACAAUGCCGAUUUAGAUCAUCAGAAAACUCUUAAAAGAAUGGAGCAAAAGUUCCUAAAUGACAAGUUUCAUCUAGAGCAGGAAGCUGAACAAAACAUUGCUGUGCUUGCAGAGAAAGCUCACAAUGAGGCCAUUGUACAGCUGGAUGUAGCUUCUCGCUCUGUGUUCAAAGAGAAUGUGCGUUUAAACAAGGCACUGAGUUACCACAUCAAAGAAGUCGAGGAUCUGCGGAAGAGAAAUGCAGCGCUGCCAGAGAAAAACGACAACCUCACCCAGCAAAAGGAGACAAGCCAACUGAUAAUGAAUGACACAGUCUCUCAGAUUACAACCCAGCGAAGCCAGAUCACUGAGAUGAAGGUCAAGGUGUCCACACUGGAGAGGGCGCUGGCCAGCACGGUAGCUGAGUUUGAAUGUGAGAAAGUCAGUGUCAAGCACCGUGCCAAGGUCAGAACUCAGGCCAGCGGGGUAGAGCUGGGUAAACUUCAGAAGCUCCUGACCUUACGAGAGAGGGAGCUGAGCCGAGUGAAGAAGCUGGCCCGCAGUAUAGUGGAGCAGCGUACAGACACAGAGAUCCUGUUCCAUGAAGCUCUGAACCAAGUCAAGCAGGAGAUCCUAACUCAGAGACUGGAGGGAGAGGUGACUCGUAGCAAGAGGAUGAAUGAGGUCCUGUCAGGUAGAAGGGAUUACGCUCACAUACAAAACAGUGUAUCCACUGGCUCGCAGGAGGUUGAGACAGGUAAUCUAAGGAAACACAGAACGGACAUAUCAGAGAUGAGAUGGGAACAAAGAGAAAGAGUUCUCAGACUGCUCUUUGCCAAAAUGAACAGCAAGAAAUCAAAGAAACCCAUUGAUGCCCCAGCUCUUGCAGAUUUUGAGGGGAAUCCGUGUAGCAGUGAUCCAAGCAGUGAGGAAUCUAGUGUCACCUUUUUAACACAAGCAGAAGAUUUUAAUAUGGGCUCGACUGCAGUUUCCAGUGACACAUAGAUAUCAUUUUAAAUUAUGAAAAUUAUGUUCACCUACCAAAAUUGUCCGUAGGGUGAGUGCGUGAGUGAAUGAAUGAGUGAGUGUGUGUGCCCUGCGAUGGGUUGGCAAUCCAUCCAGGGUGUAUCCUGCCUUGAUGCCCGAUGACUCCUGAGAUAGGCACAGGCUCCCCGUGACCCGAGGUAGUUUGGAUAAGCGGUAGAAAAUGGAAUGGAAUGGAAUGUUCACCUUAGUUGUGUGUGUGUGUGUGUGUGUGUGUGUGUGCAUGUGUGUGUGCAUGCUUGUGUGCAUGUGUGUAUAUUCUUGAUAUUGCAUGCUGCAACUAACCGUUUCUUUGAAUAAUGAAAGUAUUGAGGGUCACAGAAACAAAAAAAAUGGUUUUAGAGUAAGCCAUGACUAAGCCUUAGUUAAAUUAGGACAUUUACGUAGUUUCUACAAACAUUCCCUAGACUGCAUGUAAGAGAAACUGAAUAAUGUAACAGCAUUUAGAAAAUACUCUCAUUACAAAAAUAAACACUAACCACAAAAAUUCUAAAUCCUUUUUUGAUAUACAAGAUUUAUAUUUUGAUUGGUUUGAAUACGAGACAGAAUUUAUAUUCUUUAUGAUUAUGCCCCUGAUACAGCUAUGGGCCAAUGAGCCUUUGCUGGAUAUAACUUUUAUUUUACAGCAGCGUGUUUUAUGCCAACCUACACAAAUGUGUAGUAAUUUUGAAAUUGCAUUGUAUGAUGUAAUUAAAUGUACUAAAAUGUUUUCUGUUAUAUCACAUUUUAAAAAUAAAAAAGCUGUACCAAUUUACUUACUUGCAAAUGAGUCACAUCCAUGACUUUUCUAAAUUGCUGGAAGCUGUGUAUAAACAGGGUGUUCAAAAUGAAUAUGCUGUAUGUUUGAUCAUCAUUAUUUACAAUUGUAAAUAAAGUAUGAGAUGUUUGAUAAAUUUA
This is a messenger RNA of Triplophysa dalaica, 2691 nucleotides long. It is a transcript of the gene bbof1b, whose product is annotated as basal body orientation factor 1. Lineage: Eukaryota; Metazoa; Chordata; Actinopteri; Cypriniformes; Nemacheilidae. The transcript is spliced from 12 exons. The record is from RefSeq and is a predicted model, not a curated record. The coding region runs from base 262 to 1755 and encodes 497 amino acids.